Molecule: messenger RNA, 210 nt
Organism: Closterium sp. Naga37s-1
Lineage: Eukaryota; Viridiplantae; Streptophyta; Zygnematophyceae; Desmidiales; Closteriaceae
Source: the annotation of a GenBank genome assembly
AUGCCCCAAGGGUACGUCGUCCAUGAGGAGUCGGAUGAUGAGGAGCAGGAGGAGGAGGAGGAGGAGGAGGAGGAGGAGGAGGAGGAGGAGGAGGAGGAGGAGGAGGAGGAGGAGGAGGAGGAUGAGGAGGAGGAGGAGGAGGAGGAAGAGGGGGGCGCAGUGCUUCUGGAGUGGAUAAAUAAAAGGUGUCAGAGGGAUGUGGGGGGCUAG